Messenger RNA from Sesamum indicum (sesame), 1022 nucleotides. Its product is annotated as E3 ubiquitin-protein ligase BIG BROTHER. The record is from RefSeq and is a predicted model, not a curated record. NCBI's taxonomy places the organism in Eukaryota, Viridiplantae, Streptophyta, Magnoliopsida, Lamiales, Pedaliaceae. Gene Ontology annotation, molecular function: ubiquitin-protein transferase activity; ubiquitin conjugating enzyme binding. Gene Ontology annotation, biological process: floral organ development; negative regulation of organ growth; protein ubiquitination.
GGUGAACACAUUGCACUCUCGUUUUCAUGCGCUCUUUACACACUUAGAGAGAGAGGGAGGGAGAGAGAGAGAGGGGGGGUGGGGGUGUCUUUGAUCAGCAGAAGACCUGCGUUCGAAAAAGCGAUCAAUGUGAACAGGGAGUGUUGGAUUUAAGGAAUUUGGAUCUAUCGAAGUUUUGAGUUUUAAAUUGUUUUUGCCCUCGAGAAAGUUUUGCCAAGUUACUGGAAAGUUCUUAGAAAAUGAGCUGGAAUCCACCAAUGGAAGUUCACUACCAAAACCAUUCCAUGCCUUAUAAUUCAAUAGGAAGCUUUGUGGAUUUCUUUGGAGGUCUUACUUACGACCACGUGAAUUACAUUUUUGCGGAUGUGAAUUAUGUUCAGGAGAAUGCUUACAAUGCUUACCCAGCAACGAAUACUAGUUUACACAAAUUUGCUGUUUCUGAACCUGGAAGCUUCUCAUACUAUGAAUAUGGAAAUGGCUACGUAGUCCAUGAUCACAUUCCAGAGACUGAUGAGUACAGUAGCCAUACAGAAAAUGCCUCAGGUUUGGUUGAUGACCAGGCUACUGUUUCGCAUGUACAUCAGGAAGGAAAUUCGAGCUCCGGUUCACAUGCUCGUCCUAUAGAGUGUCCUCGGGAUCAUCAGGAUGCUCGUGAUAAUGAGGUUGUUUGGCAGGACAACAUUGAUCCUGACAACAUGACAUAUGAGGAGUUACUUGAGCUAGGUGAGGCGGUUGGUACCCAAAGCAGGGGUCUCUCUCAAGAUCAAAUUGCAUUGCUUCCAACAUCGAAGUUCAAGUGGGGCUUAUUCUCUAGAAAGAAGUUCAGAGGUGAAAGGUGCGUAAUUUGCCAGAUGGAGUAUAAAAGAGGUGAUAGGCGCAUGACUCUUCCAUGCAAACAUGUCUACCAUACCGGUUGUGGAAGCAGAUGGCUUAGUAUCAAUAAAGCUUGCCCGAUUUGUUACAAGGAGGUCAUUGUCAAUGUUCCAAAGCAGUGAAAGAUACUCCUCCCCACGAAUGAUGGU